Messenger RNA from Blepharisma stoltei, 528 nucleotides. Lineage: Eukaryota; Ciliophora; Heterotrichea; Heterotrichida; Blepharismidae. The record is from the annotation of a GenBank genome assembly.
AUGGCAGAUAACCCAGACAAGCUCCUAGAUUCCGCCUUAGACGAGUUCGAAGAGCACAAAGAAGAAGAAAAAAAAGAAGAAGCCUUUGAAAAGACCAUUAAAGAAACAAUAGAAGGUCUAGGAGACCUCGGAGGCGCAGGUGCUGAAAUGCCAGAGAUGCCUGAAAUAGAGCAUAUUUUUAGCACUCUUUCACAAGAACUUGACGCAAAUCCAGAGCUAAAAGAAGAAUUUGAAAAAUUAAGCGACGAUUUAUUUGGAGGAAUCAAUGGGAGCGAAGGCGUCCUAAACGAAUCCAUGGUAGAGCUUAGAGACAAAUUACGAGAAUAUAUCGACAGAAAAAGGACUGAACUUUCAGCUGAAGAUUUAUCUCGUUAUUCAGCUCAGCUAGACCUCUAUACCCAAAUCUGCGACAGCCUUGCUAAUGGUCAACAAGACCAAGCCAUGGAACUUGUAGCAAGAUUAUCUGACCAUGGAGAACUCCCCAGCGAAUUAAUGCCUCCAAUGCCAGAAGAAUGCACAAUUAUGUAG